UAAUAAUAAAAAAUGUGCUAUAAAUAUACAAAUCAGUACGUAACAACUUUAAAAAGGAUUUAAUAACAAUUGUAUUAUAAUUACGGCAAUUAUUAUCACGCUGAAAAGGAUGAAACGGGUAAAUUUGCGGUUGCGGCGGCGUUUAUCCAAUUCCCCGUUGUUCGUACGUAAAAAAACACUCGCACAAUCGUAAAUUUAUGCGCGUUUUAUCGCAGUAUUAAUAAAUAAAAUCGGUGUUUUGUUAGAGAAAGUAGACGCUGACAUUUACUUUUGCCUCCUAUCCUCCAGUCUAAGAGAAUGGGCUCGGGUGCAACACAAUAUGGUCAAUCUAAAACCGUUCCGAGAUUAUAAAUACGUGAAAAUCGAUAGUGAUUCCCAAGAACUGUUUAACAGCGUCCUUGAGGAUGGACACGAAACUUCCUAUCUGAAUAUCCAGGAUUUAAUCAUGACGAAGGGGAAGAGGAAAAAACGGACGUGGAUCAUGGCCGGGGUGGCGUGUGUGAUCAUUCUCGCCCUCAUCAUAGCCGCCAUUGUUCUGUUGUCCAACGAGAAGAAGAUCAAGAAGUACAGGUUGCCGCAGGCCGAGGGUCUGUCGCUGGACGACGUGAUCUUGGGCCGGCUCAAUCCGAAGAGCUUCAACGCCACGUGGAUAUCUGGCAAUGAACUUUUGUACACCGACGAUAGCAAAAACCUCGUCCGACUUAAUCUCAAAACCAUGAACAAAACCGUCGUCCUGUCCGCAUCUGAUGAGCUACUGCUAUCGGCGUUUGAUUUCAAGGAGUCGGCCGACAAGAAAUUCCUGCUGGUUUCUCACGACUAUCAAAAGAUCUACCGGCACAGUUACCGGGCCAGGCACACAAUCAUCGAUCUGAGCACCGGAGGCAGGAACGAACUGAAAGCUGGUAACAACCCCGAUCUGCAGCUGGUCGUAUGGGCCCCAGUAGGAAACGGAUUGGCUUUCGUGUUCGAGAACAAUAUCUACUAUAAAAAGGAGGCGCACGACGGCGAAGCCGUCCAGCUUACCAAAGGCAAUCCGGUCAUCUAUAACGGAAUACCCGACUGGGUCUACGAGGAGGAGGUGUUCAGCUCAAACAAGGCGUUGUGGUUCUCUCCGGACGGCAAGAAAAUUGCCUACGGCAAGUUCAAUGAUACCAGGACGCAGGUCAUGGUGUUGCCUAUCUAUGGGGAGCCGGGGAAUCCCCUGUUCCAAUAUCCUAGAGCUAACUUCAUCAGAUACCCAAAAGCUGGCACUCCAAAUCCUGAAGUUAGUUUGCACGUUAUUGAUCUGGAAAACCCGUCGGAAGACAAGGAGCUGAUGCCUCCUGAAGAUCUGAUCAACAAUGAACCAAUACUGUCAGCUGUAGCCUGGUCGGACAACAACGCAGUGUCAGCAAUUUGGAUGAACCGUGUACAAAAUCAAGCUUCAAUCAUCUCAUAUCUUACUAAAGAUCCGUUCACAACUCAAACUGUUAAAAAACUGAAACAAGCUAAUGGCUGGUUGGAGCUAUUUACUCCACCAAUUUACUCAAAGGAUGGUUCAAAAUUUGCCCUGAUUUUGUCUCAGGAUCAAGGCAAAGGACUGGGGUCUUACAGACACUUAACUUUGUUAUCCCAAGCUGAGAACUCGCAAGAAGAACCCCUCACCAAAGGCACGUUCGUCGUCACAGAAAUUUUAGGGUGGGACCACAAGAACAACCUAAUUUAUUAUUUAGCCAACACCCCCAACGACUCAUCGGUGCAGCACUUGUACAGCGUAGCUCCAGACUCGAAACAAAUCAAAUGCUUGUCCUGCGACUUGAAGGUCGACAACAACACGUUGUGUACUUACAACUCGGCUGAUUUCAGUCCGGAUUACUCGACGUAUGCGAUAACGUGCGCAGGUCCUGACGUGCCGCAGAUCCUCAUUUACUCGGACUCGGGCAAGGAGCUUCUGUUGUGGGAAAAUAACGAGGACCUACGGCAAAUUGUGAAGCAGAAAAAGGUACCGAUCACCAAGAAGUUCACCUUCAAUAUAGCUGACGGUUUUACCGCAAGAGUAAGCUUGAAGCUUCCUCCUAAUUUGGACACCAGCGGUAACACUAAGUACCCCAUGUUGGUCAAUGUAUAUGGUGGUCCAGAUUCGUUCCAAGUUAUAGACAGAUUCGGGUUGGAUUGGGGCAGUUAUCUGGCCACCAACAAGGGUAUAAUAUACGCUGUUAUCGACGGUAGAGGCUCAGGCUUAAGGGGAGACAAACUCUUGUUUGCCGGAUACAGACAUUUAGGAACAGUUGAGAUCACAGAUCAGAUCAACGUAACCAGCCUAAUUCAGGAUUCUCUUCCAUACGUAGAUGCUGCAAGGACUGCCAUCUGGGGAUGGAGUUACGGAGGCUACGCUUCCGGAAUGGCUUUGGCUGAAGACAGGGAAGGAGUCUUUAAGUGCGGCAUUUCCGUUGCCCCAGUCACCGACUGGACACUUUACGACUCCAUCUACACCGAAAGAUUUAUGGGUCUUCCAACACAAAACGACAACUUUAAGGGCUACAUCGAGUCGCAGCUUCUGUUGAAGUAUGAGGGUUUGAGGAACAAACAGUACUUUUUGAUACACGGCACGUACGAUGACAACGUGCAUUACCAACAGUCGAUGCUUUGGUCCAAGAUACUUGAGCAGAAGGACAUCCUCUUCAGACAACUGAGUUACCCUGAUGAAGAUCACGGUUUGGGUUCAGUACGUCCUCAUUUGUAUCACUCCCUGGAAAACUUCCUGGACGAUUGUUUCGUCGAAAAGGAAGAAUAAAUGUUGUUACUUACCCGUUCUCUUAACUCUGUGAAUGUUUUUAAAAAUGACUGCGUAUUAAGCAACUAGUCAAACCGAAAUGUAGCGGUCUGUUAUUUUAGGGACCAUUGUACUCCCGAAACAGCGGCAUUAUCUAAUAUAUUUUCGAGUGAUCGAGCGCUACUAUGGUGAUUGUCUUAAUUUAACAAAAAAAUGUGGCGACAGGGUUUCUAUUGCGAUAUAGAUCUCAGAAAAUAUUUGAACAUAUUUUUAUUAAGUGUAAAAAAGUGUAUAUAUUGUACGUAACAAUAAAAUAUAUUAAAACCUCUCAUUUUAUGUUA
Molecule: messenger RNA, 3093 nt
Organism: Aethina tumida (small hive beetle)
Lineage: Eukaryota; Metazoa; Arthropoda; Insecta; Coleoptera; Nitidulidae
Gene: ome
Product: venom dipeptidyl peptidase 4
Exons: 12
Coding region: 320-2773 (817 amino acids)
Biological process (GO): proteolysis
Molecular function (GO): dipeptidyl-peptidase activity; serine-type peptidase activity
Source: RefSeq, a predicted model, not a curated record